Callorhinchus milii (elephant shark) is the source of this 2307-nucleotide messenger RNA. RefSeq names its product raftlin family member 2 (gene rftn2). The transcript is spliced from 10 exons. NCBI's taxonomy places the organism in Eukaryota, Metazoa, Chordata, Chondrichthyes, Chimaeriformes, Callorhinchidae. The record is from RefSeq and is a predicted model, not a curated record. The coding region runs from base 92 to 1609 and encodes 505 amino acids.
UUUGGAGUUUCUGCCUCAGCCGAAGUUCCUAUCUGCUGUUUUGCACGGCAAUCUGAGCAAUUUCAGAGCUCUCCUGGUUGCAGAUUCUGCCAUGGGUUGUGGGUUACGAAAGCUAGAAGAACCUGAUGAUAGCAGUCCUGGCAAAAUAUUUUCAACUCUGAAGAGAUCACAAGUAGAAACAAAGACGAAUAUUUCAUAUGAAUACCUUUUAUUGGAUUUUACUUUGGAGAGCGGCUCACCGAACCCAGAUGUCAUCAAGAUUUCCUCUUUCCUGGAUCUUAAUUCUAAACUGGAAGAGUAUUACAGGAAUGGAUAUAUUGUUGCUACCAUCCAUCCUACAAUUAUUUCUGUGGGCCGAAGGAAACAGUCGCCUCUAAGUUACAUCUAUAGAGUAAUAUUAACUAAACAGAAAUCAGGAAUAAAGAAGGCACAACGAGGAGAUCAAAGACAAUACAAGUUAGUUGUUGAAGAAUGGUCUGUAAACAAUCAAGCACUAUCAAAUGAGGUUGUGAAAAGUCUAUUAGACAAGGUGAAAGAAUCAGUUAAGGAAGGAAAGAAAUUUAUUGGAUUUCUGAGUCAGCACAGCUUCCUGAAGCCCCUCAAUGGCACAAAAUUAUCAGCAGAAACUGAUCGAGAAUCGGGGCAGGAUUUUAAAUUACCUAAUCAAGGAAAAUACAAUCCUGAUGAAAACCAUAUCAAAUAUUUUGAGGGUACUCUCACCAGACAGCCAGCAGAAGGUCCUGUAGAAGAACAUCAUUGCCAUAAACCCACCGGUACUCUAGAAAAUGGGCCCUCACCAGAGGAAGAUGUGAGUGAAAAAGAAAAGGAAAUGGGGGAAAAAAGUUGUUCUGUUAAACGGAAAGAAGAAAUCAAAUUAUUUGCAGUUUUUAAUGUUUCUGAUGAAGACUGCAGUCGACGAUCCUAUCAUGGAAGCGAUAUAUCUCUUAGGGUCACAAGGAAAGGCCAAACUAUCUGCAGCCUGGAGGCAGAUUGGUUGGAAAUUACAGCAUCUUAUCAUAAGAGUGGAAUGUCAUUGAUUGAUUCCUUUAUAACUUGGGAAACAAAAGGAGAUUAUUUAUCCAAGUCUGUGGAAGGAUUGUUUAUGUAUGAAGAAGGUGAUUCUGGGUCAAAUAAGUUACCAAAUGAUGCAAUAGUGGUUGAACAGUGGACUGUCAUUGAGGAUUGUGAAGUAAAGUCUGAUUAUGGUCCUUUGCUGCAUACACUGGCUGAAUUUGGAUGGCUGAUUACCUGUGUGCUCGCCACACCUAUCAUUCGUCAUGACAGUGAAGGAAAUUUAGCAACAAAACAAGUAAUAUUCUUACAGAGGCCCGCAGCUCUUGAUUUGAAGGUGGAAACAAACGAGAAAAAAAAUAGUCGGUCAGCAAAAAGUGAUGAGAAGGGCAGACACGUAGGUGUAGACACAAGUAAAAAUAAACCUUUGGAAGCAAAUUCUACUGAAGAUUCCUGUUCUGUUUCUAAGGAAAGCCUCUGGGCUAAAGAGCCAUCGCAACACUAUGGAGACUUUUCAGGACUGGAAAGUGCUCUCCGAGACCUGGAUGAUGCACAGUUGGAUCAAGAGGAUGAAGCAAAUCAGGUAACUUGCAUAUGACACUGCACAUUUCCGUUUCACAAGGAAGAGAAUGGCAUGAAGGAAGACAAUCAUAUUUGCUGGGAUGUGCUUUUGAUUGUUAAUUGCUGACGUCGUCAUGAUUCAUACGUGAUUUUUUUAUUUUCAAAAGGACUAUUUUGUUCAAAACGCGUAUCUUAUUUUUUAUGAUCUUAAGUUCGAAACUGACAUAUAACAAUUGGUUUGAAGAGUCCGUGCACACACACCUGUUUUUUUUAAAAACAAAUCAUAACAGGUAGUUGCAACUUGCUCUUAAAAAGGAUUGUAAGUCGUCUUGAACCGAUUCCUAUCGUUAUCAGAAAAAAACAAUCCCAUGUAGAGAUUGUAGGGAGACUGAGGUCAAUUGUACUAUCUUUUGAUUAGUUAACGGCAUUGGCUGGGGAUAAAACACAAGCUAAAUAUUCAGUGUAGGGUCUUUACCAGCUUCUUUUUAUCACUUAUUUUAUUUCUAACAUUACCACCCAAUUAAACUAAAACCAGUAACAUUGCAUCAAAUGCCACAGACUGAGAUAUGUUCCGAGGCAGUUUCCUAUCAAAGCUGAAAUAAUGAGGCUCUUGUGGUUAAUUGCAUCAUCUCAACCCUCAAUCGGUUGCCGCUUCAUCGCAUACUCCAGAUUCUGUUCUAUGUAAACAAUUAGACAAUGAAGUCAACACUCCCAGUGGAUCAGUGGGAAAAUUCG